Molecule: messenger RNA, 570 nt
Organism: Gadus macrocephalus (Pacific cod)
Lineage: Eukaryota; Metazoa; Chordata; Actinopteri; Gadiformes; Gadidae
Product: B-type lectin plumieribetin-like
Exons: 3
Coding region: 29-463 (144 amino acids)
Source: RefSeq, a predicted model, not a curated record
CUGGUGAGGGCCAUUUCCUUCUCUGGGGAUGAUAAAUAGCAGAGGUGCUCUCCAUCUCGACUCACAAACCUGCAACUCCUCUCGUCCCUCGUUCAACAGCUGCAUCAUCUGUCAUCCCAGAAACAUGAGUCGGAACUCUCUCAGCGCCAAUCAGCAGCUCUUUAAAGGGGACUUCCUCAUGAGUAACAACCAAGAGUACAAGGCUAUCUUUCAGGACGAUGGAAACUUUGUCAUCUACAAAUGGUCUCCGAUCUGGGCCACCAACACUGAAUGUGGCCCGGCUUUCAGAGUCAUUAUGCAAGAAGAUUCAAACCUGGUCGUUUACACCAAAGAAGAUGAGCCCGUCUGGGCCAGCAAUUCAGCCGCUGCAAAUUGCAAUCAGGUUCGUCUGACCCUGACCAACAAAGGAGAACUGGUUACUUCCAAGAAAGGGGUGGAAACCUGGUCAUCUAGUUGUCGCUAAGGAGUUUCAAUUCAAACAGUGCUUUUAUGCGGUCGAUCGAGACAUGUCACGCAGUGAUUGGUGUUACAUGAAAUAAACAUAAUCAUAACCGCUCACUGUGUGGCCCU